Messenger RNA from Diatraea saccharalis (sugarcane borer), 1998 nucleotides. The record is from the annotation of a GenBank genome assembly. NCBI's taxonomy places the organism in Eukaryota, Metazoa, Arthropoda, Insecta, Lepidoptera, Crambidae.
AUGCAACAAAGAAAUCCACCCUGGCAUCAGUUUUCCUCACCCAGAAAAAGAUCUCCAGAAUAUAGUCCUGUGCUACAUAACUAUGAGGGCAUGACGAACAUACAACCUUUAUCAUACAACCAAGGGCCUUUUGGGGCCCAAGCGAACGUACAAAACGUUCAGGCAUUUCCGCAAAACUAUGACGGUAGAGCUUCAUAUGAUUACAUCCAAGCCGAAGCUACUCAAAACGAUGGUCGUCUACUAUCAGACUCAGCGUUCACAAGAAUAUCAGAAACUCUUGGCGCUAUCAAUACUGUUGGACACUACCUAGUCGACAUGGUUAAUGAAAACGAGAGAGAUGAGUCAGAUCCAAACUUGAAACAAUUGCCCCAAGCUCUUUAUACAAUAAGUAAAAACGUUCUCGGAAGAAAUGUCACUGAUAAAAUAGCUCCGAUUGUAAAAAAAGCUUUACCAAGAGUAUUACCUGAUGCACCUAUCACUAAAAUAGCUACAGCUGGUGUAACUGAAAACGAUGCUAAGUCAUGCACGACACCCGAAGGUGAAGAAGGCGUUUGUGAAGAUCUGAGUAACUGCCCACAGUUGCUUCUGAAUUUGGUGAAUCUCCGAGAGUCUUUGUGUUUUAAAGACCUUUUUGUACCGGGUGUUUGCUGUCCUAAAGGUGCAAUAGUACCAGCCACACCGGCUGUCGAAAAGCCUGUAGUCACAACAACGAUCAAACCGACCUAUUUGGUGCCUGUCACGACGCAAAGACCACAGAGACCACAGAAACCUCCACAAAAACCGUUACCGAAACCUACAACGACCAAGAAGCCGUCAGCCAUAUUAGUAUUGACCACAAAGAGGCCUAAUCCUGUGACCACCGUCAGACCUACCACUGCACGACCUACCACUGCAGUGGCCGUGACAACUGCUCGGCCUGUGUCAACCACCAGUUUCUACACUGUACCACCGCCAAUUUUAACAAAUUUCUCUAACAUAGUCGAUAUAGAAGGUAAGUGCAACAGCCAUAAAAACUAUACUUAUAUUAUAAAUAGGAAAGAUUUUAUUAUUUUAUUUGUAAUAGGCUUAGCUAAGCUUCUAGACUAUUUUUUUUAAAUCUUUCACUAAUGAGUCUACAUAAUCGUGGGUGACCUUGGCUAUAAUUUACGCGGGCGAAGUCGCCAGAAAACAGCUAAUAAUUUAUGAGUAUAUAGUAAAUUUCAUCUAUAAAUAUAAAAUAUUUGUUGAAUGCAAUGUGGGCAGCGUGAAGACGAGGGUGGGCGUAUAGUAGGCGGCACAGAAGCGAAGCCAGGAGCGUGGCCAUGGAUGGCUGCUAUAUACCUGCACGGCAGCAAGCGGCGUGAGUUCUGGUGCGGCGGGACGUUGAUCAACAAGCGGCACGUACUCACAGCCGCUCACUGCACCAGAGACUCCAAGCAGAGACCUUUCCCAGCGCGUCAGUUCAGCGUGCGUCUCGGGGACGUCGAUCUGUCGCGGGAGGACGAGCCAUCGCGUCCGGUGACGCUGCGAGUGACGGCGGUGCGCGCUCACGAACAGUUCUCCAGGGUCGGCUUCUACAAUGACAUCGCAAUACUUGUGCUAGCUGAAAACGUGCAAAAAUCAAAGUACGUGAUACCGAUCUGCCUGCCGUCCGGCGAUCUGGUGAGGCAGCAAUUCGACGGCGCGGUGGGCACAGUGGUUGGGUGGGGCACAACGCGGUACGGCGGCAGUGAGAGCUCGCGGCAGCUGGAGGCGCGCCUGCCCGUGUGGAGGAACGACGACUGCGACCGCGCAUACUUCCAGCCCAUCACUGACACCUUCCUCUGCGCCGGGUACGCGCGCGGCGGCGUCGACGCCUGCCAGGGUGACUCGGGCGGGCCAUUGAUGCUGCAAGUGGGCAGCAGAUGGACGCAGAUCGGCGUGGUGUCAUUCGGCAACAAGUGCGGGGAGCCCGGAUACCCAGGGGUCUACACACGCGUCACACGAUACGUGCCCUGGCUGCAUCAGAACAUGCUUUAA